Molecule: messenger RNA, 858 nt
Organism: Papaver somniferum (opium poppy)
Lineage: Eukaryota; Viridiplantae; Streptophyta; Magnoliopsida; Ranunculales; Papaveraceae
Product: S-norcoclaurine synthase 2-like
Exons: 2
Coding region: 83-634 (183 amino acids)
Biological process (GO): abscisic acid-activated signaling pathway
Cellular component (GO): cytoplasm; nucleus
Molecular function (GO): abscisic acid binding; protein phosphatase inhibitor activity; signaling receptor activity
Source: RefSeq, a predicted model, not a curated record
UACGAAGCCACAAGAAAACCCAUCCCAAUACUCAAAAAAAAUCGAAGCUACAUACCAUAUAAUUAGCUUUUAGAAAAACACAAUGAAAUCCCAAAUUGUUUUUUCAAUCUUCCUGUUCUUUUCAUCGAUCUGUAUUGCAGAAUCGUUGAACUAUACUCUUAUCAGCGAGUUUGAGGUAGCAGCACCAGCAGAUGAUGUAUGGGCUCUUAUCUCCUCCAAGGAUGCACACAAGACCUUUCAAAUGUUACUUCCUGGUAUGUUCGAGAAACUAGAAAUUCUUGAAGGUGACGGCGGCGUUGGUACUGUUCUUCUUGUUGUAUUUCCUCCAGGAACAGUACCGCUAUCCAACGAAGGAAAGUAUGUGACAAUCGAUAACCGGAGGCGUGUUAGGGAGAUAUUGCAAGUCAAAGGAGGAUAUCUAGACAUGGGUGUAACGUAUUUCAUGGAGACUUUUGAAAUCAUUCCGAAAGGUUGUAACUGUGUUUUCAAAUCCAUGAUCAGAUAUGAGGUCCCUGAUGAACUUGCUCCUGAUGUAUCUUCUAUAAUUAGUGUUGAAGGUAUUCUUAUCAUGGCUAAAGCUGCAGCAAAAUAUGUUGUCGAUAAUAGCAAAAAAACGCCAAAGUAUUCAUAUUAAUUCGUUCAUAUGUAUGAAAAAAUGCCGACGAAUAUGUCCCUAGUUGAAAAAACCACCGGCAUUAGUCUUUGUUGUAUAAGGCCAUAACUAUGUGAUCAUUCCAUGUAUUGGCCCUUUUUUUUCCUGUUUGUACUGCUCGUGUAAUCACUAAAAUAGUGACAAAUGCAGUGUUUAUGAGAAGUUUUAAUAAUUAUUUUGUUAUUGAUGCAAUAACAAUCUCAAGG